UCCAUGAUGGUUGAGCUUUAUUCGUCCUUGUCUCGACUCUCCAUGAUAGUCAUUCAUUCACACCGUUCCUAGGUGAUGCUUCUGCCUUCACGGCAUCCACGCCACGAACAGAGAUAGGUUUCUGAAGCAUACAAAUCGAGCAUAUUUAUAUCGUGGGUUCGUUCAGCUAUCUAUCAACGUUCAUAUAAAGCACGGCACAUAUCGGUAUGUCAUGUAUCUUCUUCCCUAUCAAUGCCUACUCCGAAACUUCGAGUCGCUAUCUGUGGUGGAGGGAUUGGCGGGCUAGCGUUAGCCGUUGCGCUAUCCAAGUAUUCCAACAUCCAAAUAGACGUUUAUGAAGCGGCAGAGCAAUUCAAGGAGAUCGGCGCUGGGAUCACGAUGCGGGAGCGAACCUGGAAGAUCCUGGAGCAUCUAGGAUUAUCGAAGGAUUUAUCGAAAGUAACAAAUACUCCUCCCGACGGGUUACCUGGAAUUGGUUUUGAAUUUCGCCGAGCAGACAGGGCAGAUGGGUUUCAAUUUCAUUUGUAUACGACUCCGUAUGGAAACGUUCUCUUUCACAGGGCCCACUUUCUCGACAUCUUCGUCAAUCAUCUUCCAACCGGCGUCGCCCACUUUGGCAAAAGGUUACUGUCCUAUGAAGACGACAAGGGUAACUCUCAGGUCAAACUGAAGUUUGCAGAUGGUUCGCAAAGUACUUGCGACCUACUGGUGGGCUGUGAUGGUCUGAGAUCCAUUGUGCGAAAGCAAAUGUACGACCAGGCGCCGUUCAAGGAGCCAGCUUUGAAGGACGUCGCUGAACCUGUUUGGAGUGGUUGGGUUGCCUACCGAGCUCUCGUUCCUGCUGAUCGCAUUCGUCGCGCUAAUGGUGGCAAGGAGAUUCGAGCUAUGACUCAUCCAAUGAUGUAUUGUGGCAAAGAUAAGCACAUCGUCAGUUACCCAAUCUCUCAAGGUCGCAUUGUGAACGUCGUUGGUUUCGUUUUCUACCCUGAGGCAGAAGGAAAGGCUUUCAAUGGACCCUGGGUUACCGAAUGCGAUGGAGCGGAAAUCAUCAAGCACUUUGCUGGCUGGGAACAGGAAGUUCAAGAGUUACUCCGUCAUGUCGACAACGCCACGCUGUGGGCAAUUCACCAUCUAAGGCCACUGCCGAUGUAUACAUCUGGGAGGGUGGCAUUAUUGGGUGACGCGGCUCAUGCCAUGACGCCACAUCAGGGAGCUGGUGCAGGUCAGGCGAUCGAGGAUGCGUUCGUCCUCGCCGCUCUUCUUGGUGAUCCGGCCAUCACUGUGCACACUCUCUGGAAAGCUCUGUCAGCAUAUGAAUCCAUCCGGCUGCCCUUUGCAAACCGCGUACUUCGUGAAUCGGCCGUCUCAGGGAAGAUGUAUGAAUUCAAUAGCAUUUUCAAGGACAAAUACACUUCUCUGGGACCUGCCAUCGAUGCGCAAUGGUCUUGGUCGAUGGAGUCAACACCAGAGGAGGAAGUAGAAAGGGCGUUGAAGCGAAUGAGGGGUCUAGAAGUCAAACACAAGCUUUAGUCUGGUUACUCCUUCAUUUUUUGUUAUUCCGGUUGCAUGCGAACGAUAUGACAACCCUGUUUGUUUAUAGUACAGAAACCAUCUCCGGAUGAUUGACGACAAACAGGAGGAAGACGAGAAUAUGGUGCAAGAU
Molecule: messenger RNA, 1663 nt
Organism: Somion occarium
Lineage: Eukaryota; Fungi; Basidiomycota; Agaricomycetes; Polyporales; Cerrenaceae
Source: the annotation of a GenBank genome assembly